GUUGGAAUUAUCUCCCCUUCGCGAGAGAGAUGGCGGAUAUUUCAAGUUUAGAUCUUUGUCAAGUGAAAGAAGAAUUGAUUCAGGCCAACUGGCAAUGCAACAUUCGGGGUUUGACUCAUGGGGCCACCAGACUUGCUGAAUUAGCUUACUGCUUAAAGACAAGUCACGAUUCAGGAGGACAUAUUCCAUCUUUUUCCCAACCCUUUGAGAAUUUACAAAAGGAAUACUGUGUUUAUUCAUUAGCCAAGAGUUACUUUGACCUUAAAGAAUAUCUUCGUGCUGUGCAUUUCUUGGAGCAGUCUGAACUUCAGAGCAAUGUAACCUACUUUCUCUACAUGUACUCUAGAUAUCUAGCAGAAGAGAAAAGAAGAUCAUAUAAUAUGACUGAUUCUUUCACAAGUAUGACCUCAGUUAUAAACGAUGAUUUAGCGAGAGUGAAGAUUCUAAAAACAGAGUUAUCAGAAAAGCAUCAAAAGAAAGAACUUGAUGGAUUUUGUUUAUAUUUGUAUGGUGUUGUUCUGAAGAAGUUAGAUUUACUCAAAGAAGCUACCAAUGUUUUAUUGGAAUCUGUCCACAAAGAACCACUCCAUUGGGGUGCUUGGCAAGAACUUAACACUUUAAUUCCAGACAAAGAGACUCUUCAAUCAUUGACAUUACCAAACCAUUGGAUAAAACACUUAUUUCUUGCACACAUGUACUCAGAACUACAACACACAGAUGAAGCUUUACAAAUCUACCAGUCUUUCAUUGAUAACGGAUUUGCCGACUGCACUUACAUUCAAGCACAAAUGGCUAUUGCUCACGACAACAGUCGAAGUAGGUCAUUCAGUAAAAACUUUAUUUUGGCUCAAAUAAUAAUAAUUAUUAAUUUUAAUGUUUUAACUCUGUUGAAUUCUGUGGGUUUCAGAUCCCUAAUAUUAAAUGUUUUUUUUAUUUUUCAGGAGAACCGUGUGGAAUUGGCCUACUUGGCCCAUAGUGUUUGUGAGAUCGAUAAAUAUCGUGUGGAAACUUGUUGUGUUAUUGCCAACUAUUAUUCACUCAGGUCUCAGCAUGAAAAAGCUCUGUUAUAUUUCCAAAGAGCUCUCAAACUCAAUCCUCACUAUCUCUCAGCUUGGACUCUUAUAGGACACGAGUACAUGGAAAUGAAAAAUAUUACUGCCGCCAUUGAAGCAUAUCGACAAGCCAUUGAAGUAAACAGUCGAGAUUUCAGAGCUUGGUAUGGACUUGGCCAGACGUACGAGAUCAUGAAGAUGCAUUAUUAUAGUCUGUAUUAUUAUUGGAAAGCACAACAACUUCGACCUAACGAUUCCCGCAUGUUAGUUGCCCUUGGUGAUGGCUAUGAAAAGCUAGAACGCUUGCAGGAAGCCAAAAAGUGUUAUUGGAAAGCACACAGCGUCGGUGACGUGGAAGGAAUUGCUCUCAUGAGACUUGCAAGACUGUAUGAGAGGUUAAACGAAGAACAACAAGCUGCCGCAGCCUACAGUCAGUACAUCAACCAGGUUCACAGACAGAAUACAUUGCGCAGGAUUGGGGAUCAGAAUAAUUUCUACGCAAGUGAAGAAAUGGCACAAGCUUAUAAAUACCUUGCCAACUUCUACCUCCGACAGAACCGUCUUGAUGAGGCUUACCAUGCUGCACAGCAAUGUACAUCAUACAAUGAAACAAAAGAAGAAGGCAAAGCCUUGCUGCGACAGAUUGCUCAUCUGCGUGUUGGUGAUGGAGCGACACAGAUGGAGGAGAGCACAGAUUCCAUCACCAAUGAAUUGCCAGAAACAACUGUUGAACAUUCUCCUUUAAUGCAAAUAAUCAGCGGAAGACAUAGCUUUACACCUCCUUAAACCUCAUCUAAUUAAAACUAAUUAAAACAAAAUAA
Messenger RNA from Octopus bimaculoides (California two-spot octopus), 1873 nucleotides. RefSeq names its product cell division cycle protein 23 homolog. Gene Ontology annotation, molecular function: protein binding. Gene Ontology annotation, biological process: protein ubiquitination; anaphase-promoting complex-dependent catabolic process; cell division. Gene Ontology annotation, cellular component: anaphase-promoting complex. The record is from RefSeq and is a predicted model, not a curated record. NCBI's taxonomy places the organism in Eukaryota, Metazoa, Mollusca, Cephalopoda, Octopoda, Octopodidae.